AUGAAUGGGUACCGCCUUUCUCUUGCUCUGCUGGUUCUGGCAAUUGCUCAAUCAGCAAGUGUUAAUGGUGGUAAACAUAUGAAGAGUGACCUUCUAUGCAGCCAAUGUUCGGUAUGUGAUUCGGAUAAAUGUCCUCCGAGUGAAGCUUACCCCCACAUGACAGCAUUCGACGACACUCUCAUUGCUGGUGCCUUACAAUCUGACUAUGUGAGCUCGAAAGACAAAGGUGUGUACUCGGUGCCAAAUAUUAAAGGGGGCGAGUCUGAAAAAUAUAAUGAAUAUUACGGCUGGGAAUCUACCUCUGGAUCAGCUGACAGUUUCCAUAGAUUCAGGAACUACAUGAGCAAAUGCUCAAGUGAGAGCUACCUUACAGUGGACAAACACGGGACAGUAAGCCUACGCGCAUUAGAAUCGCUGGAAAGCUUAGGAGAAGCCGACUGGAAAUCAAUCAAUCCACCCAAGAUGCUGAACCAUCGCGAAUUCAGAUUUUGGAUGUCUCGCAGUACAGGAAAAUGCCUUACUGUUUUCGGAGGAAAGACGGAGAAACGUGUGGGCGUUUCUGACUGCAAGUUUGAUGGAUCAAAUCCAUACCAGCUAUUUGCCUUUCGGUUUCAUUUCCACAAAGCCUUCUGUUGUUGCGGCCAAUACAACGAAUAA
Molecule: messenger RNA, 657 nt
Organism: Fraxinus pennsylvanica
Lineage: Eukaryota; Viridiplantae; Streptophyta; Magnoliopsida; Lamiales; Oleaceae
Source: the annotation of a GenBank genome assembly